Molecule: messenger RNA, 2571 nt
Organism: Brassica napus (rape)
Lineage: Eukaryota; Viridiplantae; Streptophyta; Magnoliopsida; Brassicales; Brassicaceae
Product: TRAF3-interacting protein 1
Exons: 4
Coding region: 771-2084 (437 amino acids)
Source: RefSeq, a predicted model, not a curated record
UCUCAUUCCUUGGCUGUGAUUUUGAGAGAAAGAAGAGAGAGAAAAAAAAAAGAGAGAGAGAGAGGUUUCUUCUUCCCAUCUAAAAGCCAACCCAUCAAAAUUACGCCCGUAGUUUUUAAAUAGAGAAGAACAUUAUUACAGUAUCUAUAUAUAUAUAUAUAUAUACAGAAACAGAAGGUAUCUACAACACUUGUAGAUUAGAAAGAGAGAUUUAUUUUUCUGGAUUGAUUUUUGAUUUUUUUUUCCCCAUUAAACCGAAGUUGUCUUCUGUUUCUUAAACUGAAAUGUUUGAUUUGACAUUUUGUGCUCUCAGUUGAUUUUUUUUUUUUCAGGUUUUGAUUGGAUCUCCCGUGGAAUCGGAUCAUAUAUACUAGUAGAAGGUCUCAGCACUUGAAGCUUGAGGGAUUGAUAGCAUUCAAUCUGAGCUGGAGAGAACCACUAGUUGGGUCUUGCCGGGAAGUUGCUAAUUUUGGUCAAUUAAAGCUAAUAAUAACAAUAUAAGGCAGGCUAUAAUCAAAUCUUAAAAGACCAACCUUUGGGCGGCGGUUAUUCUACCCAAGUUGACCCAAGUAUCAGGGCUCUGAGGUGUAUAACUUGGCUAAGUUAUAAGGGAUAUAGAGCUUGUGGACUUUUGAAAUUGAUUUCUUGGAGGUGGCUUAUUGUGGGUCAGAAAGUGUAAUUCCGUGCUGGAAUGGUGUACAGGGUCAUAGAUUCUGAUCUGGUCAAGUGCUGGCGUAAGUUGGAGUGUGGUGAAAGUACGGACAAGUGCCAUGUCUCGCUGCUUCCCAUUUCCUCCACCUGGAUAUGACAAGAAGAUUACAGAAACUGACCCUCUCUUAAAGGAGAAGUAUAAGGAAAAAAAUCACAAGAAGGAUAAGGACAAAGAAAAAAGAGAGGUUAAAGAUAGAAGCAAAGACAAAGAUAAGGAAAGAAAGAAGAAAAGAGAGAAACAUAAAGAUCGUAAAGACAAGGAGAAGGAUAAAGAAAAAUGCAAACCUUCGGAGGAGAAGAAAACUGAAGUGCUGCCAAACACAGGGAACAGAGAGAAACUUGUAACAAAUACCGUGCAGAAUAAUAGUAAUGGAGAGUCAAAGUAUGUACAGGAACUGGGAAGAAGGAUCAGAUAUGACGAAGAAGCCACAGGAAGUCAGAAUGCACAAAGGAUUACUAACCAAAAAGGAACACCAGGAAAAGCAUUUUUGAGCAGCAGUUUCUGCCCAGUUCAAGAAACAAACUAUGGCGAAAAUGACGAUCAGAGCAUCAGUACUCAGAAGAACUUUGCAGUGGGUAAACCAAUGGAGAACAGAGACAAGGCGAGGCAUACGAAAUCACCUGAGACGAGUCACCUCAAGGAAAGUGCGGCCAUGAGUGAUAAACCAAGGGAUGAAGCAGGUUUAAAGAAGAAAACAGAGUCAAUAAAUAAAAGUCAUCAGGAUAAGUCAAAACUGAUAGAAGGGCCCAAAUUAAAGGAGAGGGGAAAGGACUCUCUGGAUAUAAGGAAUGGCAGACCGCCUGACCUUUCUCAGGCGAGCGUCAAGAACCUUAUUGCCGAGGGAAGUCUUGGCAAGCGGAUGGAUCUUGACACAAAUGGACUCUUGUAUGAGAAUGGAACCAAACCAAAUAAGUUACAGAGACACUCAGCAUCUGUGUCAUCUGUGGAAAAUGGAAGAACGUUAGGUUCACACCGAAGUCCUGCUUCUGAGGUGCAAGGAACGGCCUGCAAGCCAGAAGUCAAGGAAGCUAAGGUUAACGGCUUUGUUGUCUCUGGAGAAAAAGAAAAAGUCUGCUCACAGAGUCAUGUGGCUGCAGCAAUGAAAGCCAAAGUCAAAGAAAAUGGUGAAGCAUCCGCAAAGCCGCCUCAUCCGGACCUAAAGCUUCUGGAUCAGAUACUGAGUGUACCGAAAAGAGAGCUGUUUCUGGAGGUUGAUAAUGACGAAGAAUGGCUAUAUGGUCAGUUGGGUGUCAAGUUAAAAAAGGCAAGAAAAUAUUCUCCUGAUUCUGGUGAAUCCUUGCAGGUCUGGAACCAAGCUUUCAGAAUAGAAUCUGCCGACAUUUUAGCUCUUCCGUAUGUUGUUCCAUUUUAGCUGUGACUUGUAUUUUCUGAUGUUCCCACGCCACAAACCAUGAGAAGAAACUUCCCACUUUACAGCAGUUUUUGCUCUAUUAGCAGCAUCGAUGAUGGGCACAUAAAGGAGGCGGACACAGCACUUAAUGGCUCCCAAAGUAUAUAACGUUCCUUACACGGCUAUAGUACUCACACCGAUAAAGCUCUGCCUGAGUGGGAAAAUGAAUUGAGGAAGAUGUAAGUAUGGUUAUGCACUGUAUCGCAGAGGGUUCCGUGUGUGUGUUGCUACGGAUAUGUGAAUGGUGUCAUGCUAAUGUAAACCCUAACUUCUUAUUAGCUGCAUACCCAAUGUGGUGUGCAGUAAAUGAUGUGUUCUUUUUCUCCUCUAAAUCAACUUAGCCGAGAGUGCGAGACCACCACUUCCACUUUAAGAUGGAAAUCAUGUAAUCAAUUAUUAGAUUACAUGUUCCUCACUGAACAUGGCUUCAUGUGUUAUAUUUUCUCAA